Molecule: messenger RNA, 6456 nt
Organism: Anolis sagrei ordinatus
Lineage: Eukaryota; Metazoa; Chordata; Lepidosauria; Squamata; Anolidae
Gene: CHD4
Product: chromodomain helicase DNA binding protein 4
Biological process (GO): chromatin remodeling; negative regulation of transcription by RNA polymerase II
Cellular component (GO): nucleus; chromatin
Molecular function (GO): ATP hydrolysis activity; chromatin binding; histone binding
Source: RefSeq, a predicted model, not a curated record
UUUUCUUCUCCUUUUUCCCUUCCCCUCCUUUAAGAGGCGGCGCUGGAGCCGGAGCCAUUUUCCCUUCAGCGGCGUCGAGAAAAUCAAGAAGCCGGGGCGCCCUGAAGUCGGAGCGCUCUCCUGGCAUUUGUCGCAAGGAGGUGCCAAGAUAGCAGGGACUUCUUGAGCCCCCUGAAUUAUCCCCCAAAUCUGGGGGCAUGGCAUCGGGCAUGGGGUCCCCAUCGCCCUGCUCCGCCGGCAGCGACGAGGAGAUGGAAAUCCUGUUGAACAACAGCAUCCACCAACAUCAAGAGCCAGAAGAAGAGCCAGAGGAAGAGCUGUUAUCGGAAGCAGAGAUACCAAAAAUCAAGAAGAAGAAGAAGCCGAAAAAAGCGAAGGAACCUAAAGUACCCAAACUCAGUAAGCGCCAGAAAAAAGAGCUUGGAGACAGCUCUGGCGAGGGAAAUGAGUUUGUGGAGGAGGAAGAGGAGGUGCUGUUGCGCUCAGACAGUGAGGGAAGUGACUAUACACCUGGCAAGAAGAAGAAGAAAAAAAUUGGGCCUAAGAAGGAGAAGAAGAGCAAAGCCAAGCGUAAAGAAGAAGAAGAGGAAGAAGAUGAGGACGAUGAUUCCAAGGAGCCAAAGUCUUCUGCCCAGCUUUUAGAGGACUGGGGCAUGGAGGAUAUCGAUCAUAUUUUCACAGAGGAGGAUUAUCGAACUCUUACCAAUUACAAGGCUUUCAGUCAGUUUGUCAGGCCACUUAUUGCUGCCAAGAAUCCCAAAAUUGCUGUCUCCAAAAUGAUGAUGGUUCUGGGGGCCAAGUGGAGAGAGUUCAGCACGAACAACCCCUUUAAAGGGAGCUCUGGGGCAUCUGUGGCUGCUGCUGCUGCCGCCGCUGUGGCUGUGGUGGAGAGCAUGGUCGCCAGUGUGGAUCCAGUCCUUCCUCAGCCUCCAGUUGAAGUGCCACUUCGAAAAGCCAAGACCAAGGAAGGCAAAGGACCCAAUGCCCGGAAGAAGCCCAAGGCCAGUCCCCGUGUUCCUGAAAUAAAAAAACCCAAAACAAAAAAAGUGGCACCUUUGAAAAUCAAGCUGGGAGGAUUUGGUUCCAAGCGUAAAAGAUCUUCAAGUGAGGAGGAUGACCUGGAUGUCGAGUCAGACUUCGAUGAUGCAAGCAUUAAUAGCUACUCUGUGUCAGAUGGAUCUACUAGUCGUAGCAGCCGCAGCCGCAAGAAACUAAAAGCAGGAAAAAAGAAAAAGAAAGGAGAAGAAGAUUCUGCUGCAACUGUGGAUGGCUAUGAAACAGAUCACCAGGACUACUGUGAGGUGUGCCAACAGGGUGGAGAGAUCAUCCUGUGUGACACUUGCCCUCGUGCCUAUCACAUGGUUUGUCUGGAUCCAGAUAUGGAGAAAGCUCCAGAGGGCAAGUGGAGCUGCCCACAUUGUGAAAAAGAGGGCAUCCAAUGGGAGGCCAAAGAAGAUAAUUCUGAGGGUGAGGAAGCGAUGGAGGAUGCUGUGGGGGACGCAGAAGAAGAGGAUGAUCACCACAUGGAGUUCUGCCGUGUUUGUAAAGAUGGAGGAGAGCUACUGUGCUGCGAUGCCUGUCCUUCUUCCUACCACAUCCACUGCUUGAAUCCCCCAUUGCCAGAGAUUCCCAAUGGAGAGUGGCUUUGCCCACGCUGUACUUGUCCACCUCUGAAAGGCAAGGUGCAGAAGAUCUUGACUUGGAAGUGGGGACAGCCUCCAUUACCCACGCCUGUCCCACGGCCAGCCGAUGCCGACCCGAAUGCACCUUCUCCGAAGCCGCUGGAAGGAAGGCCUGAGCGACAAUUCUUUGUCAAGUGGGUGGGCAUGUCCUACUGGCACUGUUCCUGGGUGUCUGAGCUGCAGCUGGAACUGCAUUGCCAAGUAUUGUUUCGUAAUUACCAACGAAAAAAUGAUAUGGAUGAGCCCCCAUCAGGAGAUUUUGGAGGGGAAGAAGAAAAGCUCCGCAAGCGCAAGAACAAAGAUCCUAAGUUUGCAGAGAUGGAGGAGCGUUUUUACCGUUAUGGGAUCAAGCCAGAGUGGAUGAUGAUCCAUCGGAUUCUCAACCAUAGUGUGGAUAAGAAGGGGAAUGUUCACUAUCUUAUUAAAUGGAGAGAUCUACCAUAUGACCAAGCUUCUUGGGAAAAUGAGGAGGAAGACGUGCAAGAUUAUGACAGCUUCAAACAGUCAUAUUGGAAUCACAGGGAGUUGAUGAGGGGUGAUGAAGGAAGACCUGGCAAGAAGAUAAAGAAAGUGAAGUUACGGAAAUUAGAGAGGCCUCCAGAAACACCAACAGUUGAUCCUACCGUGAAGUAUGAUAGACAACCUGAUUACCUGGAUGUGACUGGAGGAACACUGCAUCCCUAUCAACUGGAGGGCCUCAACUGGCUGCGUUUCUCUUGGGCUCAAGGCACAGACACCAUCCUGGCUGAUGAAAUGGGUCUGGGAAAGACUGUACAGACUGCAGUGUUUUUGUAUUCACUAUACAAAGAGGGACACUCUAAAGGGCCUUUCUUGGUGGGUGCUCCAUUGUCUACCAUCAUCAACUGGGAGAGAGAAUUUGAAAUGUGGGCCCCAGACAUGUAUGUGGUGACAUAUGUUGGAGACAAAGACAGCCGAGCCAUCAUCCGUGAGAACGAAUUCUCCUUUGAAGAUAAUGCUAUACGUGGGGGAAAGAAGGCUUCCAAGAUGAAGAAAGAGGCAUCUGUGAAAUUCCAUGUGUUGCUCACUUCCUAUGAGUUGAUCACAAUUGACAUGGCUAUUCUGGGCUCCAUUGAUUGGGCUUGUCUCAUAGUUGAUGAAGCGCACAGACUGAAGAAUAAUCAGUCCAAGUUUUUCCGGGUGCUGAAUGGUUACUCUCUCCAGCAUAAACUCCUGCUCACAGGGACCCCCCUACAGAACAAUCUGGAGGAAUUGUUUCACCUUCUUAACUUCCUGACACCAGAGCGAUUUCACAACCUUGAGGGCUUUCUGGAGGAGUUUGCGGACAUUGCUAAGGAAGAUCAGAUCAAAAAGCUUCAUGAUAUGUUGGGCCCGCACAUGCUGAGGCGCUUAAAGGCAGAUGUCUUCAAGAACAUGCCUUCCAAGACAGAGCUCAUUGUCAGGGUGGAACUAAGUCCUAUGCAAAAGAAAUACUACAAAUAUAUCCUGACAAGGAAUUUUGAGGCCCUGAAUGCCCGUGGUGGCGGCAACCAAGUUUCUCUACUCAAUGUGGUUAUGGAUCUGAAGAAAUGUUGCAACCACCCAUAUCUCUUUCCCGUAGCUGCUAUGGAAGCACCAAAAAUGCCCAACGGGAUGUUUGAUGGCAGUGCUCUAAUUCGUGCCUCUGGGAAGUUGCUUCUGCUGCAAAAGAUGUUGAAGAACCUCAAGGAGGGUGGGCACAGAGUGCUGAUUUUCUCUCAGAUGACUAAGAUGCUAGAUCUGUUAGAAGACUUCCUGGAACAUGAAGGAUAUAAGUAUGAGAGAAUCGAUGGUGGAAUCACAGGAAAUAUGCGCCAAGAAGCCAUUGAUCGUUUUAAUGCUCCUGGUGCCCCACAGUUCUGUUUCCUACUUUCCACAAGAGCUGGAGGCCUUGGUAUCAACCUUGCCACUGCAGACACAGUGAUAAUCUAUGAUUCAGACUGGAAUCCACAUAAUGACAUCCAGGCCUUCAGCCGUGCUCACCGAAUUGGGCAAAAUAAGAAAGUGAUGAUUUAUCGUUUCGUCACAAGAGCCUCAGUAGAAGAGCGGAUCACACAAGUGGCCAAGAAGAAAAUGAUGCUGACCCAUUUGGUCGUGAGGCCAGGGUUGGGAUCAAAGACUGGCUCUAUGUCAAAACAGGAGCUAGAUGAUAUCCUCAAGUUUGGCACCGAGGAACUUUUCAAAGACGAAGCUACAGAAGGUGGUAAAAACCUGCGCAAUGUAGCACAAAGUGAUAUCAAAGAAGGCGAAGAUAUCAGUGUCAUUCAUUAUGAUGACAAGGCAAUUGAACGUCUCCUGGACCGUAACCAAGAUGAAAUAGAGGACGCUGAGAUCCAGGGUAUGAACGAGUACCUGAGUUCUUUCAAAGUGGCUCAGUAUGUGGUGCGUGAAGAGGAAAUGGGGGAGGAAGAGGAGGUUGAACGGGAGAUUAUCAAACAAGAAGAGUCAGUGGACCCAGAUUACUGGGAGAAGUUGCUUCGUCAUCAUUAUGAACAACAGCAAGAAGACCUGGCCCGGAAUCUGGGGAAAGGCAAGCGUAUCCGCAAGCAAGUCAACUACAACGAUGGUUCCCAGGAGGACAGAGAUUGGCAGGAUGAUCAGUCAGAUAAUCAGUCUGAUUAUUCUGUUGCCUCUGAGGAAGGAGAUGAAGACUUUGAUGAAAGAUCAGAAGCUGCUCGCCGACCGAACCGCAAAGGCUUAAGGAACGACAAAGACAAGCCACUGCCGCCUCUGCUUGCCCGUGUGGGAGGCAACAUAGAGGUUCUGGGCUUUAAUGCUCGCCAGCGGAAGGCCUUCCUUAAUGCCAUCAUGCGCUAUGGAAUGCCUCCUCAGGAUGCCUUUACCACUCAGUGGCUGGUGCGAGAUCUCCGAGGAAAAUCAGAGAAGGAGUUCAAGGCCUAUGUUUCCCUCUUCAUGCGCCACUUAUGUGAACCAGGAGCAGAUGGGGCAGAAACAUUUGCUGAUGGGGUCCCACGUGAGGGUCUGUCACGGCAGCAUGUCCUCACCCGGAUAGGGGUCAUGUCACUCAUACGAAAAAAGGUGCAAGAGUUUGAACACGUGAAUGGACGCUGGAGUAUGCCAGAACUAGCGGAGAUAGAGGAAAACAAGAAACUGUUGCAACCCAGUUCUCCUUCACCCAAAACCCCAACUCCCUCUACGCCAGGAGACACACAGCCUAACACACCUGCCCCUGUUCCCCCACUUGAAGAGGGUGUGAAAGUGGAAGAGGUUCCUUGCACCAAGGAUCAAGGAGAUCAAACAGAAGUUAAGAAGGAGAUUAGUUCCACUGUUACUGCUGCUGAAAACGAAGUCCCGGCUGAGCAGGGUCCCCCUCCAACAGAGACUCCCUCACAGGAAGCUAAAUCACCUGUGAAUGCUUCAGAAGUGGAAGAAAAGAAACCAGAUGAACCACAAAUAAAAGAGGAGCCAAUGGAGACAGAAAGUAAAGCUGAUAUAGAGAAGGCCCCAGCAGACCCACCCACAGAGCCUCCAACUAUAAACCUAGAAGAGAAGGAAGAGAAGAAAGAGGAUGAAAAGAAAGAUGUGGUGAUGCUCCAGAAUGGAGAAACGCUCAAAGAGCCUACUGAUGACAGGCACAAGAAGGCCCUGAAGCAGCGAUUCAUGUUCAAUAUUGCAGAUGGUGGCUUCACUGAGUUGCAUUCCCUGUGGCAAAACGAAGAGCGGGCAGCUACUGUUACUAAGAAGACCUAUGAGAUCUGGCACCGGCGUCAUGACUACUGGCUCCUGGCAGGAAUAAUCAACCAUGGUUAUGCUCGGUGGCAAGAUAUCCAGAAUGAUCCUCGUUAUGCCAUACUCAACGAACCUUUCAAGGGCGAAAUGAACAGGGGCAACUUCCUGGAGAUAAAAAACAAAUUCUUGGCCAGACGGUUUAAGCUGCUGGAACAGGCACUGGUGAUUGAAGAGCAGCUACGGAGAGCUGCAUAUCUGAACAUGUCAGAAGACCCCUCCCAUCCUUCAAUGGCCCUGAAUACCCGUUUUGCAGAGGUGGAGUGCCUAGCUGAGAGCCACCAGCAUCUGUCCAAGGAGUCUAUGGCUGGCAACAAACCAGCAAACGCAGUGCUUCACAAAGUGCUGAAGCAGCUAGAGGAGUUGCUGAGCGACAUGAAGGCCGAUGUGACGCGGCUACCUGCCACAAUUGCCCGCAUUCCUCCAGUGGCUGUGCGCCUCCAGAUGUCGGAGCGCAACAUCCUCAGCCGCUUGGCAAACCGUAGCAGCGAGCCGCCUCCACCACCACCACCACCACCCCAGCAGGUGGCACAGCAGCAGUGAGAUACUGGUCCAGCGCUGCCAACACAGUGAUACAGCUAAAGUGACAUACGCUUCCUUGUUUGAAUUUUGACCCCACUUCCCCCCUGCCUGGCACUCCUGUUCAGAUGGUGUCGUCUCUGCAUGGGGGAUGGCUGGAGAGAGGAAGAAGUACAAUCUUCCAUACGUUGCCAGUUGCACUUGGAUUGCCCUUGGGUAACGGGAGACGUUGGAUGGACUCUGUAUAUAGUGACUGGAGACUGCAGCGCCACAUCUGUUACACAGACCUGGCUGCAGGGUUCACCACCAUGGCCCACACUUCCUUGAUUUUAAUUUUAUUUUGAGUUCAUUUAACCAGGACAAGUGCAAGCAAAAGUCAGGACAGACACAGCUACCUCCAUCAAGAUCCUUUUAAUACAAAAAACUGACUGGACUUGUCCUCUGAAACAGCUGGAAAAAAAGACAAAAAAAUCUUGAUAACAUUGAAAAUAAAGGUUUCCUUGUAUUUUAU